Messenger RNA from Gastrolobium bilobum, 1365 nucleotides. Its product is annotated as stemmadenine O-acetyltransferase-like. The transcript has a single exon. The coding region runs from base 1 to 1365 and encodes 454 amino acids. NCBI's taxonomy places the organism in Eukaryota, Viridiplantae, Streptophyta, Magnoliopsida, Fabales, Fabaceae. The record is from RefSeq and is a predicted model, not a curated record.
AUGAAAGUUGAAGUAGAAAUCAUUUCUAGAGAGGACAUUAAGCCUUCUUCUCCCACACCCUCUCACUUAAGAGUCUUCAAACUUUCCCUUUUGGAUCAGCUUGUUCCAUCUCCAUAUGCUCCAACAAUCCUAUUCUAUCACAGUGCAACAACUAGCCUUUCUGAAGUUCCAAAGAGGUUACAAUUGUUGAAGCAAUCUUUAUCUGAGACACUAACCAAGUUCUAUCCACUUGGUGGCAAGAUCAAAGAUGACUUAUCCAUUGAGUGCAAUGAUGAAGGGGCUAAUUUUGUAGAAGCCAAAGUGAAGUGUCCUAUUUCUGAAUUUCUAGACCAGCCUCAAGUAACCUUAUUGCAAAAGUUUCUUCCAUGUGAACAAGUUCUUCAAGAAUCAAAUUCAGGAACCUAUGUGACUAACAUUCAAGUGAACAUCUUUGAAUGUGGAGGAAUUGCUAUUGGCUUAUGCAUUUCUCACAAGAUCGUAGAUGGGGCUGCACUAAGCACCUUCCUUAAGGAGUGGACAUGCAGGGCUAGGGGUUGCAACCAAUUCACCAACCCCAAAUUCAUAGCAUCUUCACUCUUCCCCACAAACAGUUUAUGGCUUAGAGACUUGACAUUGGACAUGUGGGGUUCCUUGUUCAAGCAAGGAAAAUGGGUCACUAAGAGGUUUUUGUUCAGAAACUCAGAUAUAGCCAAAGUCAAAGAUCAAAUAUCAAGCACAGCAAACACUUCCUGUGUUGUGGUGCAAGACCCUACACGUUUGGAGAUAGUUUCUGCAAUGUUGUGGAAGUCUCUUAUGGAUGUGUCCAAGGCACAGUUUGGUACCCAAAGGCCUUCUAUGUUGACUCAUAUGGUGAACCUGCGCAGAAGAAUUGAUGAAGCACUGUGUCCAGAGCAUGCUAUGGGAAACCUACUUUGGUUAGUAACUGCAGAACACAUGAGUGAUCAUGAGAUGGGGUUGGAUGAGUUGGUGUGUAAGUUGAGAAAUGGAAUAUCAAAAGUUGAUAAUGAAUUUGUUGAAGAAUUGAGAGGUGAUAAGGGAAGGUCAAUUAUGCAUGAGACUCUCAAAGCUAUAGGUGAGGCAGGACCAAAAAAUGAAGUUGAAUAUCAUGGGUUUAGCAGCUGGUGCAAUUUUGGGUUCUAUGAUGCUGAUUUUGGGUGGGGAAAGCCCACAUGGAUGAGUUGUACUGUUGGUUCAAAUGGUUCAUUGUUUUUUAAUCUUAUUAUCUUGGUUGACACAAGGUUGCAAGAUGGCAUUGAAGCUUGGGUUACCUUGGAUGACCAGGACAUGACUCUUUUGCAAGCAAACCCUGAACUCCUCACUUAUGCAACCAUUGAUCCGAGUCCUCUCUCAAUGUCAGUUGCCUGA